AUGACCAACACUGCUGCCUUCACGUCCUCGGGGUCGCGCGUCUUCGUUUCGACGUCCAAAACCGUCGCGUCGUCUAAAAGAACGAUCGUUCGAAGUUCUUUACAACAACAACAUAAACAACAACAACAACAAAAAUCAUCAUCAUCGGUCGCGUUAUCGUCGUCGACGUUUCAGCACUCAUCAUCAUCAUCAUCAUCAUCAUCGUCCAAAAGAGCAUUGUCGUCAAAAACGGGACCAAACGUCGUCGUUCGCGCGGAAGGCGGCGAUGGACAAGAGGCGGCGCCAGCCACGGCGGCUCCAGCAGCUUCCCCGAAAACGCAAGUCCCGGAGUCGUACAUCAAACUUCUCUCGUUCUCCGACUUACCGAGAGGCGACCGAAAGAAAAUCGACGCUUUGGGGAAGUCUAUUUUACUCUUUUGGUACAGAGAUACGAUUUGCGCGAUUGAGUCGAGAUCACCAUCAGAAGGCGCGUAUUCCGAGGGGUUUGAGAGAGCUCGAUUGACGCAAGACGCGUGCAUCGAGUGCCCGACGACAAAAACGACGUUUGACUUGAAAACCGGGGAGAUUAAAGCCUGGUAUCCGGAUAAUCCAGUGUUGGCGAAAUUAACGCCGCAGGAGACGUGUAGAAAUAUGGAAGUGUUUCCAGUCGUGGUCGCGGAAGAGGAGGAUGCGAUUUACGUUGGCGUGAAAGAUGGGAGUUUAGGUCCAGGGUUUGUCUCGCAAUCCUUUAAAGGUGGGUCGGACACGAGUUUGGAGAACAACAACGUUUUCGGCAUCGAGCCGAGAAUGUACACGGAGGAUGGACAGGUAUUGGAGGAUGCGAGCUCGAGUGGAUCAGCAAAGUUAGAUCCGGGGACAGUAGCCGUGAGCAUCGCAGGUGUGGCGGCGUUGGCGGUUGGCGGAACCGCGACGUGCUUGUAUUUUGAAAACUACGUGCUUUUGGGUAUCUUUUGGAUCGCCGGGUUCGCAGCCGCGGCGAAGGUGGCGUUGGACGUGACCGGCGUUGAUAUUUCCGAAUUGACUAAAGGUGAUUAA
This is a messenger RNA of Bathycoccus prasinos, 1035 nucleotides long. RefSeq lists its product with no specific name. The record is from RefSeq and is a predicted model, not a curated record. The coding region runs from base 1 to 1035 and encodes 344 amino acids. NCBI's taxonomy places the organism in Eukaryota, Viridiplantae, Chlorophyta, Mamiellophyceae, Mamiellales, Bathycoccaceae. The transcript has a single exon. Gene Ontology annotation, molecular function: 2 iron, 2 sulfur cluster binding; nitrite reductase [NAD(P)H] activity.